Molecule: messenger RNA, 3024 nt
Organism: Seminavis robusta
Lineage: Eukaryota; Bacillariophyta; Bacillariophyceae; Naviculales; Naviculaceae
Source: the annotation of a GenBank genome assembly
AUGACUGCAAGCCAGGAGCCAGUGCAACGACUGCGAUUGAGGCGGGACUGCUCAGCCGGAGUGAGAGUGGCUGAUGGGUCUCGAAAGCCGCUUGGUAGCGUCUUGAUGGCGUUUGGUGGCGCUGAUACGACCUUCUGUGAGGGCUGUGCGAUGGUCUUCAAUUCUGAAGGGAUGACGUGGGGGCUCAAGAAGGGGGUGGCAGGGUCGUGGAGAGGGCUAGGGGGGAUGGGAAUUAAGGGCAAGGGGGCAAGAAGGGAUCGGCCGGCUGCAAGAGCAAGUACUAGCAACGCUGCCGACGAUGAUAUUUCCAUAACUCCUACUACUUCGCGUGGCGAUGCAGAUACCCGUACCGGUCCCAGCAAUGGUGCCAUUGGGCCACCCGCCAAUGGGCCUCAGGAAAGACCUCCUGGAACGACUGAGUUUAAUCGAUUCAGCCCUGGGAGUUCCACGCCUGCUGCCUUGACUUUGCCUACCGCAAGUUUGAACAGUGGCCUAAAACAAUAUUCCGAAGAAAAAACAGCAAAACAAGCAGAAAAUGUCAACAUGGGUAGUAAUAACAUCACUACAAGCAUUCCUGGAGCCGUAUUGCGGAGGAGUCAACAGCGACAAAAAGAUGCCAAGGAGGUCGGUAGAUCCACUGAUGCCAUAACCAAGCCUGCACCUACAACAACGGAAACACGUGGUCUCAGGAGAUCUGUUGAAGAAAGGGCGGCUAAGGCUGCUGCUCGAGGCAGUGCUGGGAAUGCCACAUCUGGGGUGUCUGCCAUUGUCCCUCCUGGAGCCAAAACCAACCCUGAAACAAUCCCCAGCAAGAAUGCCACAGCGGUUGCUCCUAUUCAACAUGGAGUAUAUCAUGUGCCUGCAAGUGCUACCUCUAGCGCCACAACUGGUGAUCGUUCUUCUGUGUCCUCGCCCCGUGGGCUUGGCAAGAAUAGAAAAAACCCUCCUCCAUUUCGAGAGUCUACAGAUGUCACAAUAACCAAAUGUGGAGCCCUUGUUCCUCCUCAAAGGAACUCUUCCCAUGACAAUAUUACUACUGGAACACAGGAGAACGAUACUCCUCAAGAAUUUUCUCAUGACCCUAACCAACCAGCAAAUGCAACUUCCAACCGUCAAGCUUUAAUCGAGGAUUUAGUGGGUGGAAUUGCUCCAAUCCCCACUGCGCAUCAGGGUGCGAGCAACAAUCAGCCAAGCCAACCUGGAGCUUACAUGGGCGAAAACAUGCGGCGUGUAUCCGAACUUGAUUUUAGGCUUGUUGGAACUGAUGCCAGCAGCGACAACCAAAAUUCUGUGGAAAAUGAUCUUGAGGUUGUUCUUCCACCGACCCCCGAUACUCUCCAAAUUCAAAAUGCCACCAGUGACCAAGGACUGGUUGAAGCUAGGGCCAUUACCGAAUCCAGCAUGUUCAUAUGUCAGGAAGCCCAGCAAGUUGAUGAUGCAUUAUUGGAACAUCAAUUUGACAGAGAGAAAAAGGAGAGACAUUGCCGAAGAGUAGGCUAUGCUAUCAUUUUUUGCGCAACUAUUAUCAUUGCUAUCAGUCUAGGAGUUGGACUGAGACCAAAGCCGGCAGUGAUCAUAGAUGCUACAUCAACUGCACCAACAACAGCACCAUCAAUGGACCCAACCUCGCUGGAAUCAUUCCUUUUGUCCCUGCUCCCAGACCACACAAUCAAGGCAAUUGAAGACAUAGAUUCGGCACAAUACAAAGCCUUUGAUUGGCUUCUAAAGGAUCACUCUGUCUAUGAAUAUCCAGAGUGGCGGAUUAUUCAGAGGCAUGCUUUAAUGACCGUUUUCUAUGCCACUGCCGGUCCAACUAAGUGGUUCAACAACACAGGCUGGGAAACCUACAAUCUUCAUGAAUGCGACUGGUUUCAAGAUCAAGAGUUUGCCCUUAAGACUUUUUUGCAAACAAUUUACCAUGGUGUCCUCGAAGGCUUUUUGGAGCCACUACCUCACAGCCAAUGUAAUGAUCAAGGUAACUACAAACAUCUGUGGUUGGAUAUGAAUAAUCUUGAAGGUUCUUUGCCCGAGGAGCUCUUCAGCUUGACCUCGCUUGAAACAUUUUCAGCUGGUUUCAAUAAACUUCAUGGUACAAUUUCUAGCUACAUUGGGCAGCUACGUUCCUUGCAAGGGAUUGGCAUUUUCAACACUGGUCUGUCCGGAUCAUUACCAACGGAACUUGGUUAUUUGUCAUCAUUGCAAGUGCUUGGUUUGUUCAGCAACCAGUUGGAAGGAUUUAUUCCCGAGGAACUCUGGCAACUCGCCAAGCUGGAUACGCUUGGUCUUGGCCGCAAUAAGGUACAAGGUACAAUUCCAUCCGGUAUUGGCACCCUUCCUAUGCUGAGGUGGCUUGUGAUGAAUGAUUCUGAUCUCUCUGGAUCACUUCCUACAGAAGUUGGUCAAGCCACAUCACUGGAAUACCUUGUCUUGGCCCCUAGCAAUCUUUCUGGUACCCUCCCCAGUGAGCUGGGAUCCCUCUCAAGACUCUGGGUUCUUACUGCAGGCGGCCUUAAGGGUACUGUUCCUACAGAGCUUGGACUGUUGGAUUCAUUAUACAUAUUUGAUUCGAAGAAAGGUUCAUUGACAGGUACUCUUCCGUCUGAGCUGUCUCUGCUUUCAUCAAUAUGGUCUCUGGAGCUUGACAACAACCAGCUUUCUGGAACGAUUCCCAGUGAACUCCUGAGUCUUUCCAACCUUGAGUCUUUCUCUCUAGCAAGCAAUCACUUGACGGGUGAAAUCGCUUCUGAGUUUGGGCUCAUGACAAGGCUUGGUUGGCUUUCUGUGGCCGACAAUAAUCUCCGUGGAACUGUGCCUACCGAGCUCGCUGCGCUACAUGCAUCACUGUAUGGUUUCCGCAUUGAUGGAAAUCCACAACUCUCUGGUGUGAUUCCAGACUCUCUUUGUGCUGUGAAUGGCACUUGCGUUGGCACUGGCUUUGACUCCUGUUCGAGGGGCAACUAUGGAUCAUGGUUUAACUGUACAGAGUUGUUGUGUGGGUGUGAUUGCCCCUGUAAACAGCAGUAA